Vitrella brassicaformis is the source of this 2780-nucleotide messenger RNA. The record is from the annotation of a GenBank genome assembly. NCBI's taxonomy places the organism in Eukaryota, Vitrellaceae.
AGGGUGUGGCCGCAUUAAACAGCAGCACAGUCAGAUCUGCGCUUCUGCGCACGUGUGUUUGGUAGCGCUUCUUCUCGGCACUGCAAGCGAUGAGUGAUCUCUCUGACGCCGAAAUCGUCCGCCUCGGCAGCGAGGCAUAUGUGUUCGGGUGAGUCAGUCAGUAUGUGCCUGAUCGGAUUGUCAUGUGUGGUGGGUGGUGGGGAAAGGGGAGGGAAGGCAAUGAAUGAACGCCUUGGCGAACGCGUGUGCGCCUCUCUCUCCUCUGCAGGUAUCCCCUGGUGCUUAUGCAGCUGACCAAGCUCAACCUGAGCAAAGAGGUACCUGCUGGGCUGGGCUGGGCUGUGUUGUGUUGUGUGAGCGAGGGUGCUGUCACUGCCGUGUCGAUGACUGCAUGCACGGAAACAAAAACACUGGUGGUUGCUGUGCUGACUGACGCCUGCGCCCUAUCCUAUCUGUUUCCUUGCUGCAGCCCAACAAGUUCCACCACAUGUUCAAGACGCCUGAUCACAACUUCCGCCAAGUGAGCUGCACACUCAGCAGCCGCCCACGCCACGCACAUCGCAUGUGUCGACACAUGGCGUUCUUGGCCUGUACCCCUUUGUGGUAUUUUUCCAGGUGGUGAAGCCGAACAAUGACACGCUCUACUCGACAGCUUUCCUCGACCUCACCGCAGGCCCUGUGGUGGUCUCGGUGCCCGACACGAAUGGCAGAUACUACCUCAUUCAGUGCAUGGUGAGGGAGAGGCAGGGAAACACAUACACACGGAUGGAUGGAUGGAUGCCCCUUCUGUCUGUCUCCUAUGUGCCGUCUGUCUGCAUCUGCAGGACGCCUGGAGCAACGUCUUCGAGUCGAUCGGCACGCGCACCACCGGCAACAAGGAGGGCCACUUCGCCUUCUGCGGCCCCUCAUUCAAGGGCACCCUCACAGGCGCCCCCAAGAACGUCACGCGCGUCGACUGCCCCACCAGCAUGGCGUGGCUCAUCGGCAGGGCGCAGCUCAAUGGCCCUGACGACGUGCCGGCGGUCAACGCGAUGCAGAGGAAGCUGGGCAUGACCAAGUGGGAGGCGUUUGUGGCUGGCAAGGUGGACACCGAGGGACUCGACGCCUUCGCUCUUCCCAAGAAGGGCGAGCCCAAGGAGGUAAUAAGGUGUUGGGGGAGGAGAGAGGCACAUGAAUCGACGGAUGAUUAGAGUGCGGUGGAUCGAGUGUCUGUGUGUGUGCAGGAGGUUGCGGACAUGUCUGCGUCGAAAUUCUUCGGCACGUUGGCAGAGCUGAUGAAGGACAACCCCCCAGCGCCAGCCGAUGCAGCCAUGGAAGCCGACCUCAAGAAACUCGGUAAGACGAUGGAAUGAAACCACAACCAGGUAUCUCGACGCCCAGACACGCACAUAUGCAUGCCAUCCCCUGACUGACGCAGGCAUCGUUGCCGGCGAGCCGUUCAAGCCCUCCGACCACGUGCUGCGUGUGCUGAGCGAGGAGAGCAUCCCGACCGGCAAGAAGAAGCUAGGUGAGCUGCCCGGAGAGCCGCCAAAGCACUCCAACGGCUGGAUAAACGCAGAGGAAACAUUUCCGAUCGGCAGCUACGGAAAGGACUACCACGCAAGGGCAUUCAUUGCGCUGCUAGGUAGGGUAGGUGGGUGGGUAUUUAUAGCAAGGCACCAACGCAGGACAGGCGGCACUGGAUCGGCACCCUUGUGCGUGUGCGGUCAGGUUUCGGUGCCAAUCUCCGCCAGGAUGCCGUGUAUCCGAUGCUCAAUCGGGACAGCGAGGGUCGCCCCCUGUCGACGUUGGCUGACGGAGCCGAGGCCCCCCUGGUGGCCUACAAGCUGCACUUCCCACUCGGCACCAUACCGCCAGUGCAGGUGGGAGUGGGGAGUGAGUGGGGCAGGGAGACCGGUGUGGUGGGUCCAUCUUGUCCAUCCUGCCUGCCUGCCUGUACGCCCUGGAUGUGUGGUGUUGUGUGACGUAGGCAUUCUGGAGCCUGACGCUGUACGAUGCCGCGGACUAUCUGUCCGAGAACCCCAUCAACCGUUUCUGCAUCGGCGACCGUGACAAACUCGAGUAUGCAGCGGACGGCUCCCUCACCCUGACCAUCUCACACGAGGCACCCAAGGACCAGCCGCAGGCCAACUGGCUGCCGGCACCCAAGGGAGUCUUCUCAAUCGUGCUGCGCCUGGUGAGAGAGCCAGAGGCUUGGAUGGAUGGAUGGAUGGAUGCCGCAUCUCUCUGCUGCUGUCUGUCUGCAUAUAUCGCAUCUGCAGUAUUGGCCGAAGCAAUCGGUCGUCGAGGGACUCUGGACGCCGCCGCCCCUCGUCAGGGCGUGACCGAGAGGGCAGGUGGGUGCGGUGCGACAAUGAGCGAUGCCGAUUCGCCUUUCUUUAGUAUGCAUGUAGUCCGUCGCUUGUCGCACGACCUGCCGUCACGGCGCCUUUUUCGUAUGGUGGCUGCUUGUGGGUAUAGGACGUUUUGAUGUGGGUAUGGUGUGGUGGGCAGGCAGAGGCGAGAGAUUGAUAGUCAGUGCAGUACCAUGGGAUGCAAUAUAUAGGCCAUCAUAGCAGUCAUAAUUAUUAUGUGUCUCCGUGAGAUGCCUUUUUUCAAUGGCAGCAAGGGAAUGCGACGACGGGGUGACCAUGACUUGCAGACAGUGCAGAGAAGCCCGUUGGAAGAGUAGUGAGACAGACGGUAGCUGACGGUACGUACGAUGCGUGUGAUCAAGUGACGAGACACGACCCCUACGCCUCGAUAUGCAACACCUGCGUGUCAAACCGGUUCACGUGCCG